AUGUCCUUGCGUGUCCCCGGGACGGGGGCCGGCUCGCCAACACGCUCUAUCGUCCGGGUCCGGUCCGCCGGGUCGGCCGAGCGGCGGCGGCGGCGGCGGCCACCAGCGGCAGACCGGGCUGGGCCCGGUGCGGCCCGGUGCGGCCCGGUGCGGCCCAGCGCGGCCUAG
Messenger RNA from Fonticula alba, 168 nucleotides. RefSeq lists its product as hypothetical. The record is from RefSeq and is a predicted model, not a curated record. NCBI's taxonomy places the organism in Eukaryota, Rotosphaerida, Fonticulaceae. The transcript is spliced from 2 exons. Bases 1 to 168 code for a protein of 55 amino acids.